AUGGGCCUCGCCGGCGGCAUUGUCCGGAGAGUCCUCUCCAAGAGCCCCUGCGGCUCCUCCUCGUCGGCCGGCGGCGGACGCGGAGGCCACAGCGAAAGGAGCCCGGGCGACCACAACAGGAGAUGGGGCUCUCUGAAGCUGUACCUGUGCGGCGACGAGAAUGGAGCGGGUGCCGAGGACGGGGAGGACGACGACGACGGGACGGUCUCGGCCAGGAGCUUCGAGACCUGCGCGAUGACGCAGGACGCCCAAGCUCCGGGGGCAGCCGAUCAGCGUCGCGACGUGAACGGCCGCGCACGCAGCCACGCUGAACAAGUGCGCGUUCAGUGGAGCCCCGGCGAGCCGACGAAGCCGUUCACCGAGGACGAUGCGGCGAAGCUGAUCCAGUCCGCGUUCAGGAGGUUCAUGGCAAGGGGGCGCUUGCUGCAGGAGGAGCUGAGGAGAAGCUCCGGACAAGAGUGCUGCUACGGUGAAGCGCCCAAGAGCCCUGCCUCGGCGUCCACCAUCGCCGCGUCGGUGGAGGUCCAGGUAGGGGAGUCCCUGAGCAACCUCCGGCUGAGCGACGACGGCGCGUCGGUGUCGGCGCAGCACCGGGCGGGCCAGAGCCAGAAGCCGCGGCCCCAGGUCUUCAGAGCCAAGGAGGAGUGGGACGACAGCACGCUGAGCUCCAACGUGCUGAGGAUGAGGAUCCAGAGCAAGAUGGAGGCCACCACGCGGCGCGAGCGGGCCCUCGCCUACGCCUUCUCGCAGCAGCUGAGGAGCGGCGGCACGAAGAAGCGGUCGUCGCGGUCGGAGCAGGGGGAGUUCAACGUGGGGUGGAGCUGGCUGGAGCGGUGGAUGGCGACGCGGCAGACCGAGCCCGGCGCCGACGACAGCGCGAGCAAGAACGCGACGGACGCCGGGUCGGCGGUGGCCGGGCGGCGGGUGGUGGUGGUGAGGAGGCGGCAGGACGUGGCCGUCGAGGAGAAGGAGAGCUGCGGCUCCAACGACGUGUCCGCCAUCAGCUUCGACGGCUCCAGCGCCGGCGCCCGGAGCGGCCUCAGCUGCUACAGGCCCAGCAAGAACCGGCUCAGGGGGCCCAGGAACCUGCCGCGCCGCAAGGUGGCGGCCGCGUCGUCGGACCACCGGCUCCAACCAAGAUCCCACAAGGUGAGCAAGAAGGCGCGGCAGAGGGAGGAGAAGCAGCUGCAGAAGGAUCAUCAAGUAGAGACCGAGUGUGUGGCCUACGAUCCCCGCCAGCCUCCGACGGAUUACUGA
This is a messenger RNA of Triticum turgidum subsp. durum (durum wheat), 1257 nucleotides long. NCBI's taxonomy places the organism in Eukaryota, Viridiplantae, Streptophyta, Magnoliopsida, Poales, Poaceae. The record is from the annotation of a GenBank genome assembly.